AUGCCGUCCUCUCUCGAGUCGCCGCUGCGCACGCUCUUUGGGUCGCUGGAGAAGAAUUACCCGCAGUACCAUGACCACCUCGCGCAGGCGCACAAGAUGGCGUGCCAGGCCUCCGAGGCGCUGGACAAGGCGUCACCGUACCUCGCCAAAGCGGCCAGCUACGCCUCCGUCGCAAAGGAGCAGGCUACCACGCUUAGGCUGGACGAGUUCGGCCCGAUGUUGCUCGGCCUCGCACUCUGCUUCUUCGGCGGCUCCUACACAAUGCUGGUCGCUGUCGUUGAGACAGUGCACCUGCUCUGCUGGGAGGAUCUCAAGCACUCCUUCCAGGUGUUGUACCACAACUACGAGCUGGCAGCGGAGCAGAACUACAAGGACCUCUGCGUCGACACCGAUGGCAACUGCGUGACAGACGUGCAGGAGGUGUGGGACGGCGACAUGCUCUCUCGUAAAGCUGCGCUGUUCCUCAAGUCGGUGGACAUUGAAGCUGCUCAGGCGGCGGGCCGCACCAUCGGCGCUGCAACCAUGUCGGUGAUUGCGGCGUUGCGUGUGAGGUUUGCCCGAUCGCUCGCACUCGGCGGGUCGCUGGCGAGUAUGGCGAUGACUUAUAUCCCGCUGGAGGCAACGCUGAAGGACGCGCUGCCAGUAGAGCACAAGAAGUGGUCCGGCGUCAUCGCGAAAGCGGCGGCUAACGUGAUCGCCAUGACGCUGGCGUCCAUGAUGUGCGGUGCCAUUUGCAUGAUGCACUGCUGCAUCCGUGGCGCGCACAUGUUUGUACAGCACGCCGUUCACAUCGCGAAGGGCUAUGGGCUGCUGGAGGAUGACAUGACGCUGGACAGCCCCAAGGCGACGGCGCUGGCUGCCAUGGUCGCAUCGAUGGGGCUUCUCUGGCAGGUGACGUACACCGAUGCGAACCCUUUCCCCAUCAACAUCCUUCUCCUGCCCUUUACGGUGGCCGAGUACGUGCUGUUUUUCGUCGUGAACGGCUUCCUCUUCGCUACUCCGUAG
Messenger RNA from Leishmania mexicana MHOM/GT/2001/U1103, 1005 nucleotides. RefSeq lists its product as hypothetical. Bases 1 to 1005 code for a protein of 334 amino acids. The record is from RefSeq and is a predicted model, not a curated record. Lineage: Eukaryota; Euglenozoa; Kinetoplastea; Trypanosomatida; Trypanosomatidae. The transcript has a single exon.